UAUUUGUUUUAAACAAAGUUGCUUGAUGCUGUGAUUACAUCAUUUUGAGUAAAACAUGCCGUUUAUUUUUUGGGUUUUGUUUCUGUACCUACAGGGCUACAGUCCUACUCCAAUUCGGAGCCAACGCGAGUCUUGUGAUUCCCCGCCCUGCCCAAGGCCCAAACUGCUCAAGCCUCUCGUCACAGCCGCCGCGAGACAUGCUCCGCCGCGCCGCCGCUACGACGGCUACGCUCAAUGGCCGCGCGGCGGAGUGGUUCCGUCGCCUCACCCAAGGACCGGUGACGCUUCCGCCCGCGCAUCUCGGGCGCCAGCGCCACCAUCCGCAAGCCCAACUCCGACCCCCACGCGCCGUGGUGUCGGCGCCGCCGCUCCUGCCGCGUCUGUGUGGCGCGCGGGGCUACAGCUACAGGCGCAUGGCGCGGCGCAUCCCGAUGGCGAGGCCCGACGGGUACUCCAGCUCCGACGGCGAGGCGGAGGAUCCCGACGCGCGCGAGGCCGGGGAGAUCACGGAGCCCGUCGGCGGCGCGGGCGCGGAGGGCGACGACGACUCGGAGGGCAGCGAGGUGGAGGGGUUCAUGCUGGACUUGAGCUCCUUCCCCGGCUCCGGCGACGAGGAGGGCACAGAAGAGGGAGGGAAGUAGCGAGGCGGGAUUUCGCUGUGGGAAGCUUCGCCUCGGGGGGAAGGGACGUUCGCCAGAUGCUCGUAGAAAUGCCGGUAUAGCGCCGCGUCUAGUUACGAUGAUUGUGUAUUUUUUUUAAUUGAUAUUGAUUUUACCAACGAUUUCAACUGGUAUUCGAUGAAAUAGCAUUUCCUUUGUUUUCACUAGUGCUAUCCGGUGCACCAAUGCCAUGUUGCGGUGCAUCACAUUGAUGCCAUGGUGACGGCUAGGGAAGCGCUGCUUUUCUCAAUUGCUUUCAA
This is a messenger RNA of Sorghum bicolor (sorghum), 919 nucleotides long. RefSeq lists its product as uncharacterized. The transcript has a single exon. The coding region runs from base 198 to 641 and encodes 147 amino acids. The record is from RefSeq and is a predicted model, not a curated record. Lineage: Eukaryota; Viridiplantae; Streptophyta; Magnoliopsida; Poales; Poaceae.